AACUUCUUCCAACACAACAACAAAUCUGCACUUGUGACAGUUUCCAUUCGGACACCCUAUCAAGAUGGCCCAGUCUUUCGAGUCCGUCUCGGAGCCUAUACCAAUUUCUUUGGUAUCGGGCAGAUAUUUGCUAUUCGACGUCAAUGUCGUAACUUACCUGCGCAGAACUCACCACAUAUGCGGUACCCUCAUCGGCUCUAUCCCACAGAACCCUCAGCAGAAUAUAUUCCACGGCCUACCUAUGGAGCUCAUGCCCGAAGAAGCUAAGUUGUUGGUCCAGAAAGAAGUUGCCUAUAUCGUGGACGACUUGGCUUGGCAUAAACAAAGGUACGAGUCAAUGAAGGGUGAGGAUAAGCAGAAGUACUUGCAGUCGUUGCGCUCAGCUGGUCUCAAGGCGCGAAAAGCCACACAAGAGCAAGCUAAAAAGAACUCCGAGAUGGCGUUGUCUCGAUUAGCUACUCAGAAAGCAAAAGGGAAAAAAGAGUCUCCUGCUGAAGGCACACCAGAACCUCCAGAUGAUAAGUUGCCAGACACUUCGUUCCACGAUACAAGCGGUGCGCAAGAAGAAGAUUCGAUCUUCGGAGGAGAAGGGUCUUCACCUAGUCGACAAGGAACUGCAUUCGCAUCGAACAAACCCUAUCCUGUUACACCUACCACAAGCUACGCUUCUCCUUCACUACCCCAGAAUCCAUCUCCGCCACCGGACCCUUGUGUGCCUUUGUCAUACUCGCUGUUUGCUCACCUCCAUUCGCGCGGCUACUAUAUCAUGCCAGGUCUACGGUUCGGAUGUAAUUACAAUGUGUAUCCUGGGGACCCUCUCCGUUUCCAUAGUCACUUCUUGGCUACGAGCUUUGAAUGGGAUCAAGAGAUUCCUAUGCUAGAUCUGAUAGGAGGAGGUCGUCUAGGUACAGCUGUGAAGAAAGGAUUCCUUAUCGGUGGUGAAGACACAGAGGCAGAGACGGAUGGAGAGUGGGGAGACAAUGUUCGGACAUUUUGUAUUGAAUGGGGCGGUAUGUAGGAUUUUCAAGAGCGCCAAUCCUGGACCAUGAAGUAGAGCUAUAUAAUAAUCCAGUGCUUAUGAGACUUUUUGAAUGAACUAGAUCAAAG
Messenger RNA from Mollisia scopiformis, 1107 nucleotides. RefSeq names its product SEN34 subunit of tRNA-splicing endonuclease. The record is from RefSeq and is a predicted model, not a curated record. Gene Ontology annotation, cellular component: tRNA-intron endonuclease complex. The transcript is spliced from 2 exons. Lineage: Eukaryota; Fungi; Ascomycota; Leotiomycetes; Helotiales; Mollisiaceae. Gene Ontology annotation, molecular function: tRNA-intron lyase activity; nucleic acid binding. Gene Ontology annotation, biological process: tRNA-type intron splice site recognition and cleavage; tRNA splicing, via endonucleolytic cleavage and ligation. Bases 65 to 1018 code for a protein of 317 amino acids.